UCCAGGCACUGCAGCCUAACUGAAAAGGGCUGGCUCUUGAUGGAUGUCCUAGAUUCUAGACAGUUUCGAAGGGAUGCGAAGGAAACUGGAAUUUCUGGGGGGUAUUCAGGACUAGCAAGACCAUUUCUCCGAAGUUCACAGCGAGUAGGGAUCGCAGACGGCCUGAGUCGUCCAGAGUGAGCGAGAGCGGCAUCUCUAUGAUCAAGGAGCAAUAGAGCGGGCCUCUCUUUCCCUCCUGCGCAUGCGCAGUAGCUGUAGAGCCGGAAAGAUGGCGGAGGAAGGAGAAAGAAAAAAGAUCCCUUUGGUUCCAGAAAAUCUCCUGAAAAAGAGGAAGGCUUAUCAGGCCCUCAAAGCCACCCAGGCAAAGCAGGCACUUUUGGCAAAGAGGGAGGGAAAAUCAAAACAAUUCAGGUUUAAGCGACUGGAAUCAUUCCUGCAUGAUUCCUGGCGGCAGAAGCGUGACAUGGUGCGAGUCCGGCGACUGGAGGUGAAGCCUCGUGCACUGGAAGUGCCUGAUAAGCGCUCCCUGGCCUUCGUCCUGCGCAUCGAAAGGAUACAAGGAGUGAGUUCAUUGGUCCAGAACACCAUAGCAAGACUUCGCCUGAAGAAACUGUUCAGUGGUGUCUUCAUCAAUGUCACCCCUCAGACUGUAAGAAUGCUGCGCACAGUGGAGCCUUAUGUGACCUGGGGGUUUCCAAAUCUGAAGUCUGUCCGGGAACUCAUCUUGAAACGUGGACAAGCGAAGAUUAACAAUAAGACCGUCCCUCUGACCGACAACACCGUGAUUGAGGAGCACCUGGGGAGAUUUGGUGUCAUUUGCCUGGAAGACCUCAUCCAUGAAAUUGCCUUCCCGGGGAAGCAUUUCCGGGCGAUCUCUUCAUUCUUGUGCCCAUUCCACCUCUCUGUGGCCCGUCAUGCUACCAAGAACAGAGUGGGGUUCCUCAAGGAGAUGGGCUCUCCUGGCUAUCGGGGUGACCGCAUCAAUCAGCUCAUCCGCCAGCUGAACUAAGCUGGGACCAGGUGCGACUGUGCUGCAGACUGCU
This is a messenger RNA of Arvicola amphibius (Eurasian water vole), 1043 nucleotides long. RefSeq names its product ribosomal protein L7 like 1 (gene Rpl7l1). Gene Ontology annotation, cellular component: cytosolic large ribosomal subunit. Gene Ontology annotation, biological process: maturation of LSU-rRNA from tricistronic rRNA transcript (SSU-rRNA, 5.8S rRNA, LSU-rRNA). The transcript has 6 exons. Lineage: Eukaryota; Metazoa; Chordata; Mammalia; Rodentia; Cricetidae. The coding region runs from base 242 to 1009 and encodes 255 amino acids. The record is from RefSeq and is a predicted model, not a curated record. Gene Ontology annotation, molecular function: structural constituent of ribosome; RNA binding.